AUGCGCAUGGCCUGGCUGCCGCGGAGUUCGGGGCCGUGCCCCUCGUGCUUCCACUGCCGCCGUGCCGUCCACCCUGCGCUGGCCAAUCCAUCUUCGCAGCAGCUGCAGCCGGCACGGCGGCUCCACGGGCUGCCCGCCAGCAACCACACCGCAGCGCGAGCCAAAGCCCAGGCGGCGCCUCUGCGGCAUGCCGCGGCGCGUGAUGGGGCCGCCGACGCGGCGUCCGCGCGACCCGGUCCGCGAUUCGACUCACGCGAUCCGGUUCCCCGUUCGAAUUCGGCUCGACCAGAUCGCGAUCCGGUUCCCUCGUUCGAUCUGGCCGGUUCGCGAUCCAGUGUCCAGCUCGACUCGCCGGCGGCCCGCAGCCAUUCGGUGCCAGGCGAGCUACGGGUUUUACUGCUUCCCGAGUCGGCGCAGGCCAUCUGCUGGCAAAUCUGUUUUGCCCUGCGCCAUGGAGACAUGGGGCCGCAUCGACGACAGGCUCGACAAUCUCCUGGGCGAGAUGGCUGUUCUGGCAGCGCACAGGCAGCGGGAUCGCGGCAUUAUCCCCGCGCGGUGGCGAGCGAAGUGGCGCACUUUGCUCAGCAUCAGCGCCGCCGUGGCCAUCGGGCAGGCUCUGCUGGACGCGGCGCCCGCGCAGUGCCGGCCCUGCGGCCCCGCGCGGAGCAGGGUGGUGCACGAGACUGGGGCGGGCGCCCUGGGGAGCCCCAGAUCAUCCGACACCGACGCCUCCAAGGACGGGGCCGAGGGUGCCGGCGCCGCGGCUGCGAAGCAGCCGGCCCGGGGAGGAGACCUGCCAGCGCGCCGCGGGACCCGAACGAGGCGGCGGUGGUCGAGCAGAUGCGCAAGAAUGGGUGGUCCCGCAAGGAGGCCGUCAAGUUCAUCGACGAGGGCGGGCUCGAGAUGGAGGAGAUGCGCAAGGAAAUGGACCACCCGAUGGACGCCAUCUUCGAGGAGGCGAAGAAGAACGGCCCGCCGAAGUGGUUCAGGGACAUGAUGGAGGAAAAGGAGCAGAAGGACCGAGAGGAGGCCGCCGCCGCCGCCCUCGCCGCGGGGGCGGCCGCGCCCGAGCUGCCGGACCCGCCGGCGGCGCCGAGUGCGCUGGGCCCCGCCUAG
Messenger RNA from Prorocentrum cordatum, 1116 nucleotides. NCBI's taxonomy places the organism in Eukaryota, Dinophyceae, Prorocentrales, Prorocentraceae. The record is from the annotation of a GenBank genome assembly.